CAACAGUUCAACCAGAUUUGACGCCACCAUGUCAGAAAAGAACUCGCUAUCCAUCCCGACCCUUUAAUCCCUCUUUGAACCCGCCCAGGAUCUAUCCGGGCUUAUCUCCGGCGCGGCGGCCCAGGGGGAAACAAUGACAUAUGGCGCAUCGACAUGAUGACAUCACCACACCAACCCACCCAGCUCAACCCCUAUUAUGUCACCACUUUUGGACCCCAAACUACAGGUAGCAACAAUGGCCACCACAUACCUAUAUAACAUUCUUUCGUCCCCUUCACAGUAUUGAUUUUUUUCCCUCCAAUUUUCAAUCAUAUUUGCAUCUCAACACAACAUCACUUGAACCCCCGCAAUCAACCAAAAAUGAACCCCUCCGGCCUCGGCUCCUCAGGCAAAGUCCCCCAAAACUCCCACACAGGCGCCAAGGCCACCGGCGGAAAGGUCGGCUCCGUCACCACAGGCGCAACAGCAGGGUUGGGUGAGGACAAGCCCAAGGUUUUUGAUUCCGAGGGCGCAAUUGGGAAGCAGUUUACCGAGGACGGCGUUAUCGGGAGCAUUGGUCAAAACAUUGGUGGACCGCUGCAUAGCGAGGGGAUGAUUGGGAAGCAGUUUACUGAUAAGGGGGCUAUUGGGGGUACCGUGCAGGAUGUUCUUGGGGGGACGAAGAAGAGGUCGAAUUAGAUUGGUUAUUGUGGGUCGGGGGGAGGUAAGAUAGUAGAUUGAUGUGGGAUUUGUUGUUAUGGGUUUGGUGGUAGAUGUAUGAUAUUUAGGGAGUCAAUUGAAUAGUUAUUUUCGCGUGGUCGAUUUUGCGUUGGAAUUGAAAAAGUGUUGGCAGGUCAGGUGGACUGGUGAAGGAGAUUUUAAGAUAUAGGAGGUAGAUCCCAGCUUGGACGCAU
This is a messenger RNA of Podospora pseudopauciseta, 893 nucleotides long. RefSeq lists its product as uncharacterized. The record is from RefSeq and is a predicted model, not a curated record. NCBI's taxonomy places the organism in Eukaryota, Fungi, Ascomycota, Sordariomycetes, Sordariales, Podosporaceae. Bases 361 to 678 code for a protein of 105 amino acids. The transcript is spliced from 2 exons.